Messenger RNA from Pyricularia pennisetigena, 354 nucleotides. RefSeq lists its product as uncharacterized. The record is from RefSeq and is a predicted model, not a curated record. Gene Ontology annotation, cellular component: extracellular region. Lineage: Eukaryota; Fungi; Ascomycota; Sordariomycetes; Magnaporthales; Pyriculariaceae. Bases 1 to 354 code for a protein of 117 amino acids. The transcript has 3 exons.
AUGCAGAUCAAGGCCCUCAUCAUCGCCCUCUUCGCCGGCAUCGCCAUGGCCAUGCCCACCGACCCGCCCAAGGGCGGCGACGGCAGCACCCCUCCCCCCAGCGGUGGUGACGGCGGCAGCGGCGGCGGAAAGUACAGCCCAUGCCAGGGCAAUGGAGCCCUUUACAGCAGUGCCCAGUGUUGUGCCACCGACGUCCUCGGUGUUGCCGAUUUGGACUGCGCCGUUCCCCCAUCUCUACCGACCUCGGCCAGCAGCUUCACCUCCAUUUGCGCCGCGAAAGGUCAGCGUGCUCGCUGCUGUGUGCUCCCUGUUCUCGGACAGGCUAUUCUGUGCCAGGCACCUAUCGGCUAUUAA